GGCGCAGUGCGACUCCGGAGGCGCGGGCCGCCCCCUCCGCGGGUUUGGAUCCGGGUCAGUCAGGCGCCGCGAUCGGAGUGAGACGGUCUGAACUGCCGGGACUGGACCCCGGAGCGCCUCAGCUGUGAGUAUUAACGGGAACAUCCAUAGUAGUGUAAAACCUUUCACAAUGAAAUCCGAAGCCAAGGAUGGAGAGGAGGACAGUCUACAAACUGCUUUCAAGAAAUUAAGAGUGGAUGCAUCAGGGUCCAUAGCAUCUCUGCCUGUUGGAGAAGGUGCAGGUGUCAGAGCAUCAGUCAGAACAGCAGCAGAUGAUACCAAACCUAAAACCACAUGUGCAUCAAAAGACAGUUGGCAUGGGUCUACAAGGAAGUCUUCACGAGGAGCAGUGAGAACCCAGCGUCGUCGACGUUCUAAAUCUCCUGUCCUUCAUCCUCCAAAGUUUAUACAUUGCAGUACAAUAGCUUCUUCUUCCAGCAGCCAGCUCAAGCACAAAAGCCAGACUGACUCCCCUGAUGGCAGCAGUGGGCUGGGAAUUUCAACCCCUAAAGAGUUCAAUGCAGGAGAAUGCUCUACUUCCCUCAAUACUAAUCACACAGGGGCAGUUGUUGAGCCUUUGAGAACUUCGGUUCCAAGGCUCCCAUCAGAGAGGAAGAAGGAAGACUCCUCUGAUGCUACACAAGUCUCCCAAGAAAGUCUCAAGGCCAAUGAUCUCUCUGACUUUCAAUCCGUUUCCAAGCUACACCAGGGCAAGCCAUGUGCAUGCAUAGGCAAGGAGUGCCAGUGUAAGAGAUGGCAUGAUAUGGAAGUGUAUUCCUUUUCAGGGCUGCAGAAUGUUCCUCCCUUGGCCCCAGAACGAAGACCCAUGCUUGAGGACUACUCUCAGUCGCUUCACACCAGAACUCUGUCUGGCUCCCCCCGCUCCUGUUCUGAGCAAGCUCGAGUCUAUGUGGAUGAUGUGACCAUUGAGGACCUGUCGGGCUACAUGGAAUAUUACUUGUAUAUUCCCAAGAAAAUGUCUCACAUGGCAGAAAUGAUGUACACCUGAUAGCAAGAAGCUAAUUAAUAUGCUUUAAGCCAAUGAAGGGUUGUCGGAGAGAUUGAGCUAAUGGCAGACCUUGUGGCCACUUUGUGUGAGAAGACAUCUCCUUCUGCUCACUGUGCUUGCAAUAAAAACUUUUCUUGGCAUCUCAGUUAAUCUUCAUUCUUUAAACUUAUCCUGUGAGUUCUUAGAUACCCACCAAGGCAAGCAGAUCAAAGAAGUAUCCCUCUCAUUUAGAAAUGUUCUUGGGGGAUGAAGAAACCGUAACUACUUGACUGGUGGCUGUGGAUAUAUGGUAAAAGCCUUUGUAAAACAGUGCGUUUUUCAGAUCUGUUUAAGAUUUGGUGGCCAAGGAGACUGAAAUGUGGUUUUGUAACUGGACUGAACAUUUGUCAUGCUGUAGUUGCCAGCCCAGAAUAUUAGAAGUUAUAUGACUGAUUUAAACCAUCUCUGAUUUAACGCAAGAUUUAUUGUGUCUUUAAAGGUUUCUUAUGUGAUUGUUAAGCCAGAGAUCUAAGGUUUAGAUUCAAUAUGAAUAAACUAGCUGGCUUGC
This is a messenger RNA of Diceros bicornis minor, 1595 nucleotides long. RefSeq names its product oxidative stress responsive serine rich 1 (gene OSER1). Bases 170 to 1048 code for a protein of 292 amino acids. Gene Ontology annotation, biological process: cellular response to hydrogen peroxide. The record is from RefSeq and is a predicted model, not a curated record. The transcript is spliced from 4 exons. NCBI's taxonomy places the organism in Eukaryota, Metazoa, Chordata, Mammalia, Perissodactyla, Rhinocerotidae.